AUGGCUUCGUUUUUUAACUGGGUGGGUAGGAGGGACACACGGCACAGGUGGGCACACGGCACAGGAGGGACACACGGCACAGGAGGGACACACGGCACAGGAGGGACACACGGCACAGGUGGGCACACGGCACAGGAGGGACACACGGCACAGGAGGGACACACGGCACAGGAGGGACACACGGCACAGGUGGGCACACGGCACAGGAGAGACACACGGCACAGGAGGGACACACGGCACAGGAGGGCAAACGGCACAGGAGGGACACACGGCACAGAAGGGCACACGCCUCCUCGCCUUUGUCGCCCGCCUCCUCGCCGGUUUCUUUUCUUUUGCCUUACCAUCCCCGUCCUUCUCCCUCGUUGCCCACCUGCUUCUCUCUCUCCCCCCCGACAGCUCACCAAGAUGUUCUUUCUCUUCCCCGACCCGCACUUCAUUCAUUGUCUUGUCUCCUUUCGUCUCACCCUCUCUCCCACCUCUCUCCUUUCGUCUCACCCUCUCUCCCACCUCUCUCCUUUCAUCUCACCCUCUCUCCCACCUCUCUCCUUUCGUCUCACCCUCUCUCCCACCUCUCUCCUUUCAUCUCAUCCUCUCUCCCACCUCUCUCCUUUCGUCUCACCCCCUCUCUCCCACCUCUCUCCUUUCGUCUCACCCUCUCUCCCACCUCUCUCCUUUCGUCUCACCCUCUCUCCUUUCGUCUCACCCUCUCUCCCACCUCUCUCCUUUCAUCUCACCCUCUCUCCCACCUCUCUCCUUUCGUCUCACCCUCUCUCCCACCUCUCUCCUUUCAUCUCACCCUCUCUCCCACCUCUCUCCUUUCGUCUCACCCUCUCUCCCGCCUCUCUCCUUUCGUCUCACCCUCUCUCCCACCUCUCUCCUUUCAUCUCACCCUCUCUCCCACCUCUCUCCUUUCGUCUCACCCUCUCUCCCACCUCUCUCCUUUCAUCUCACCCUCUCUCCCACCUCUCUCCUUUCGUCUCACCCUCUCUCCCACCUCUCUCCUUUCGUCUCACCCUCUCUCCCACCUCUCUCCUUUCGUCUCACCCUCUCUCCCACCUCUCUCCUUUCAUCUCACCCUCUCUCCCACCUCUCUCCUUUCGUCUCACCCUCUCUCCCACCUCUCUCCUUUCAUCUCACCCUCUCUCCCGCCUCUCUCCUUUCGUCUCACCCUCUCUCCCACCUCUCUCCUUUCGUCUCACCCUCUCUCCCACCUCUCUCCUUUCGUCUCACCCUCUCUCCCACCUCUCUCCUUUCAUCUCACCCUCUCUCCCGCCUCUCUCCUUUCGUCUCACCCUCUCUCCCACCUCUCUCCUUUCGUCUCACCCUCUCCACCUCUCUCCCACCUUCUCCUUUCGUCUCACCCUCUCUCCCACCUCUCUCCUUUCGUCUCACCCUCUCUCCCACCUCUCUCCUUUCGUCUCACCCUCUCUCCCGCCUCUCUCCUUUCGUCUCACCCUCUCUCCCACCUCUCUCCUUUCGUCUCACCCUCUCUCUCCCGCCUCUCUCCUUUCGUCUCACCCUCUCUCCCACCUCUCUCCUUUCGUCUCACCCUCUCCUCUCCACCUCUCUCCUUUCAUCUCACCCUCUCUCCCACCUCUCUCCUUUCGUCUCACCCUCUCUCCCACCUCUCUCCUUUCGUCUCACCCUCUCUCCCACCUCUCUCCUUUCGUCGUCUCACCCUCUCUCCCACCUCUCUCCUUUCAUCUCACCCUCUCUCCCACCUCUCUCCUUUCGUCUCACCCUCUCUCCCACCUCUCUCCUUUCGUCUCACCCUCUCUCCCACCUCUCUCCUUUCAUCUCACCCCCUCUCCCACCUCUCUCCUUUCAUCUCACCCUCUCUCCCACCUCUCUCCUUUCGUCUCACCCUCUCUCCCACCUCUCUCCUUUCGUCUCACACCCUCUCUCCCACCUCUCUCCUUUCAUCUCACCCUCUCUCCCACCUCUCUCCUUUCAUCUCACCCUCUCUCCCACCUCUCUCCUUUCGUCUCACCCUCUCUCCCGCCUCUCUCCUUUCGUCUCACCCUCUCUCCCACCUCUCUCCUUUCGUCUCACCCUCUCUCCCACCUCUCUCCUUUCAUCUCACCCUCUCUCCCACCUCUCUCCUUUCGUCUCACCCUCUCUCCCGCCUCUCUCCUUUCGUCUCACCCUCUCUCCCACCUCUCUCCUUUCGUCUCACCCUCUCUCCCACCUCUCUCCUCUUCAUCUCACCCUCUCUCCCACCUCUCUCCUUUCAUCUCACCCUCUCUCCCACCUCUCUCCUUUCGUCUCACCCUCUCUCCCACCUCUCUCCUUUCGUCUCCCGCCUCUCUCCUUUCGUCCCGCACUCUAAGGAGAACCACCGCCUGCCUCGCUGAGGUCACACUGGAGAGGUGA
Messenger RNA from Closterium sp. Yama58-4, 2373 nucleotides. The record is from the annotation of a GenBank genome assembly. Lineage: Eukaryota; Viridiplantae; Streptophyta; Zygnematophyceae; Desmidiales; Closteriaceae.